Messenger RNA from Cinclus cinclus, 726 nucleotides. RefSeq names its product olfactory receptor 14J1-like. Gene Ontology annotation, cellular component: membrane. The transcript has 4 exons. Lineage: Eukaryota; Metazoa; Chordata; Aves; Passeriformes; Cinclidae. Gene Ontology annotation, molecular function: olfactory receptor activity. The record is from RefSeq and is a predicted model, not a curated record. The annotation marks the transcript as partial. Gene Ontology annotation, biological process: G protein-coupled receptor signaling pathway.
CUGCACUACGGGACCCUCCUGGGCAGCAGAGCUUGUGCCCACAUGGCAGCAGCUGCCUGGGCCAGUGCCUUUCUCAAUGCUCUGCUGCACACAGCCAAUACAUUUUCCCUGCCCCUGUGCCAGGGCAAUGCCCUGGGCCAGUUCUUCUGUGAAAUCCCACAGAUCCUCAAACUCUCCUGCUCCAAAUCCUACCUCAGGGAACUUGGGCUCCUUGCUGUUAGUGCUUUUCCUUUCUUUGGUUGUUUUUUGUUCAUUAUUUUCUCCUAUGUGCAGAUCUUCAGGGCUGUGCUGAGGAUCCCCUCUGAGCAGGGACGGCACAAAGCCUUUUCCACCUGCCUCCCUCACCUGGCCGUGGUUUCCCUGUUUAUUAGCACUGGGGUUUUUGCCUACCUGAAGCCCCCCUCCAUCUCGUCCCCAUCCCUGGAUCUGUCCCUGUCAGUUCUGUACUCAGUGGUGCCUCCAUUGGGAGGUCUUUUGGGUGUGGUCAAGGGGUGUGGCCAGUGGGGUUUGGUCAAGGGGGAGUGGUCAGUGGAUGUGGUCAUUGGGGUGUGGUCAGUGAGUGUGGACAUUGGUUUCCUGAUAUGGCCUUCCUACCAUUUCCGUCAUCCAGCUCCAGUGAUUCCUAUGGAUCAGGAAUGGGAGGACAUGGAGGAGCUGGAGUGUGUCCAGAGAAGGCGACAAGGCUGGCGAGGGGUCUUGAACACAGUUCCUCUUAGGAGUGGCUGA